AUGGCAGGCACUGCAAUCAAACCUAACAGCGGCGCAACAGUUGCCGACACUGUGGCCAUGGGGAGUACCCAGGAAUCCCAGGCAGAUUGGCUGGAAAAGCAGGGUAUUAAUCGGGAUCAGCGUAUCAAACUGACGAAGCUAUCCCAUAUACGAUACCAGCACCCUGAUCUGGAGGUGGUCCACCAGUUCCUGCUGGACUUUGGACUGCAAGUCGCCCUGCGAACCGACGAGGAGGCUUGGUAUAAGGGAUACGGGCCUGAUCAGUACGUGUACUAUGCACGAAAGGGUCCGCGAAGGUUCCUCGGUGGUGUCUUUGAGGCUGCAAGCAGGGGCGACUUUGAACGAGUAUCCAAGCUUCCCAGUGCGGGUCCAGUGGAAGAGCUAGGUAAAGCACCUGGUGGUGGACGUCUAGUCACUUUCACAGAUCCAGAGGGUUCCCUCUGCAAUGUCAUCUAUGGACAGGAAGCAGUGGGCCCCGACCCAUCAUACUGCCCUGAGAAGAUGGUACCGAACUACCCAGAUAAGAAGCCUCGAAUUCGACAGUUUAGUCGAUUUCACCCCGGCCCGGCUGCUGUCUACAAGCUGGGCCAUUUCGGGCUAUGCACGCAAAAGCUCGAGGAGCAGCUCGAAUUCUACACUUCAAACUUCAACAUAGUUCCCACGGACUUCGUUUACAUAGAACAGGAUGGCCACCGAGUUCCCGUUACAACAUUCAUGCACUUCGAUCUGGGCUCGACGCCUGUUGACCACCACGCGUUCUUCCUUAGUGCUAACCCCAAGGCAGCACAUGUGCACCACAGCUCCUAUGAAGUCCUCGAUUAUGACGUCCAGCAGCUGGGCCAUCAGUGGCUGGUGGAAAAAGGAUAUCGUCCGAGCUGGGGUAUCGGCCGCCAUGUGCUUGGGUCUCAGAUCUUUGAUUACUGGUGGGAUGUCUCUGGGAAUAUGGUUGAGCAUUAUGCUGAUGGUGAUUUGGUUAAUGAGGAUACGCCUAUUGGAUAUGUGCCGGCUGGCGAAGAGUCUCUGUCUAUCUGGGGUCCGAAGGUUCCUGAGGAGUUUCUGGCAUAG
Aspergillus puulaauensis is the source of this 1065-nucleotide messenger RNA. RefSeq names its product 2,4,5-trihydroxytoluene oxygenase. Gene Ontology annotation, cellular component: mitochondrion. The record is from RefSeq and is a predicted model, not a curated record. Gene Ontology annotation, biological process: L-methylmalonyl-CoA metabolic process. NCBI's taxonomy places the organism in Eukaryota, Fungi, Ascomycota, Eurotiomycetes, Eurotiales, Aspergillaceae. Bases 1 to 1065 code for a protein of 354 amino acids. Gene Ontology annotation, molecular function: methylmalonyl-CoA epimerase activity. The transcript is spliced from 3 exons.